GGUGAGCAAAAACGGAGAAGGUCGUGCAAAUCACACCGUGAACUUUAUUAUCCCGAUUUUGUCUCGUUAUCAGCAAGGAUCCAUCUCAAAACUCCAUCAAAAUGUACGGAAGUCGCCCACAACCUGGUAACGGAGGUUUUAACCGCGGUGGAAUGCAGGGCGGUCGGCCAGGUGGCCCAAUGGGUGGUGGAUUCCGACGUGACGGAGGGGCUGGUGGUUACGGGGGCGGUAACGGUGGUUCGUUCGAUCGUCAAUCCAACAACGGAAAGAAUCUCCGCAAUGUCAAGUGGGAACCAGAGGAUCUGACACCUUUCGAGAAGAAUUUUUAUCAACCAUCCGCUGGGCUCAUGAGCUUGACUGUCUCGGACAUUGAGGGCUAUCUGAACAAGCAUCAGAUCACGCUGAAAGGUCGUGAUGUGCCCCGUCCCAGCAUGGAGUUUGAGGAUGGUGGUCUGCCCGUGUACAUCAUGGAAGAGCUGAAACGACAAGGAUUCAGUAAGCCAACGGCCAUUCAGGCCCAGGGCAUGCCGAUUGCUUUGAGCGGUCGGGAUAUGGUGGGUAUUGCACAGACCGGAUCCGGCAAGACGCUUGCCUACGUAGUACCUUCGUUGGUACACAUACAGCACCAGGCGAGCAUUCGACGGGGUGAUGGCCCGAUUGCAUUGAUUCUUGCACCCACUCGUGAGCUAGCGCAGCAGAUUCAGCAGGUCGCAACGGACUUUGGAACGCGUGUUAGCGCGAACAAUACGUGCGUUUUCGGUGGCGCCCCUAAGGGACCACAAAUCCGAGACCUAGAACGGGGUGCAGAAAUCGUGAUUGCCACCCCUGGGCGGUUGAUCGAUUUUCUCGAGCGCGGCAUAACUAAUUUGCGCCGUUGCACUUAUCUGGUACUUGACGAGGCCGAUCGCAUGUUGGACAUGGGUUUCGAGCCGCAGAUUCGUAAAAUCAUGGGACAGAUCCGUCCCGACCGGCAAGUGCUGAUGUGGUCAGCCACUUGGCCGAAGGAGGUGCGCAAUCUGGCCGAAGAAUUUCUAGCCGACUAUAUCCAGAUCAAUAUCGGGUCACUGAAUUUGUCGGCGAACCACAACAUCCUGCAGAUUGUGGAUGUGUGCGAAGAUUACGAGAAGGAUCAGAAGCUGAUGAAGCUGUUGACGGAGAUAUCGGCCGAACCGGACACGAAGACAAUCAUCUUCGUUGAAACAAAGCGCCGCGUCGACGACAUUACUCGCAUCGUCAACCGCAAUGGAUGGCGCGCCGUUGCCAUUCACGGUGACAAAUCGCAGCAGGAGCGCGAUUACGUUCUCAGCACAUUCCGUAACGGACGCCAGGGCAUCCUGGUGGCCACGGAUGUUGCUGCUCGCGGUUUGGGUAAGUUUUUAAGUUUCCUCUUUGGGUGGCAUUUGUUUUCUAGGAAAACAGUACAUUCAUAUCCUCCAUAAAAAAAACAUGAGUUUUAGACUAAAAACAAUCCAAAGCAAUGCAAACGGUAAAUGUAGAGACUGACGUCUGGUUCGCAAACCCUGAAAUCGUACAAAUGUUGCAACAAAAUUCACAGACUAUUAUGUACAGCAGUUAUGAAAUCUAAUCUAAGCGUUCUAAUUGCGUUCUUGAAACUGCAAAUCGAACGUUAUAGCAAUCGUAAUUAGUAAAUUUAUCUAGUAUCUAAUAGCUGCUAUGUCUAGGAGUACAACAAAACGGACGGACAUAACAGAUCUUUCUGUCAGCUAUCGCGCAUCAGGUUGCAGAGAUGUCUGUCUACAUGUUUACCAUUAGAUUAAAACGCCAUGUUAUCCUUAAAGAAAGCAUAAAGUCUCUUGUAAUCUACACACGCCUCACACUAUUCAUGUUCCGGACUUGUUCUUUAAUUCAUUGUUGGGAUAGUUAUUCUGCGUUCAUGCAUCUUUGGAGGCAAUGAACUUUCUCUACCAAUCUUACAUCAUCUGCAAGACAAAAAAAACUUUACAUUGACAAAACUUAUAUCUACCGACCGACUUCAUCGAGACAUUAAACCCCUGGUCAACGAAACGCACCUUUUGUGCGGGUUGGCGUUCGUUGAUUGUGAACGAAAAAGCGAAAGCAAAACCUUGUCAGUCAAUUGAUUACUGGCCGAGAUCUUGAUUUAAAGCGAUAUAGAAUGAUAAGCAUUUAAGAGUGCCCAAUGGUUAGAUAAUAAUGUGUGGAGCCAAAACAGACAUACCUCUCGCAAGCAUUCAUAAAACUAGCAUCGAAAAAUCGGUGCAAACACUAGCUUUCCGAGCUGUUCAGACCAAAGCUCAAGCGGCAAGACACACCUGCUUAAAGGGAUAUUCUUCUGUAUUUGUUUGGUACUAUUGUUUCUAUUGCUGUCUCUAGCGGGAGCUGAACGCGAGAGUGAGACGAUGAGAAAAGUGAAAAAGAGUGCAAAUGUUGUAAAACGUUUUAUGUAUUUCCUGUAUUCACACAACCACGAUAAAAUAACAUAAAAAUUACAGCAGUAGCGCUUGUAACAUUUUCCCAAAAGUGACAGCCGCCAACUACUAAUGCAAAGGUGUGAGUUGGAGCAUGGAACCAUUUAUUGCGAGCACAGGUAUGUAUGCAUGAACGUGAUUUUAAUUAUUUCUUGCAGCAACUGUGCACCAUAAUGCUGAGCGUCGGUUCGAAUGGGAUCUGUGUGUAUUGGGUAAAUUUAAACACAAAUAUAACUGCAAUAUCGUGAAUAUCAGGAAAAAUAUAAAAUACAGUAGCUUAAAUUAUAUGAUCGGAUCGCUGGUUAGUAUCCAUCUACGUCGUAACCAUUCAGACUUCCCUUUCUGUCGAUCUGUGAUUGCAGUGGGUGGUUGGGUAUGGCAUGAGGAUGCUCUAACCACUUUCCAUCAUGGAGAACGUUUCUUACUCGCAGCUGAAACACAGAAACAAAUAUGGAGGCAGUUGAACAAGCAGUGUGCUUUGCUUGGCGCUAUUAAACCAUUCAUUAGGCAUUAAGGACAGUAACUGCGGCGCAGUUGCAUAAGGGUCGGGUGAUAUCAAAAAUAGUAUUAGGUACCUAACUUAAUUCGUGGAGUAUAUUGCCGGUCGUUCUAUACGGCAUGGUUGAGCGAAAUUUUAACUGUUACGGAAGCAUUGCUUGCCUUACCAAACAUUUCUAUGUGGCAGUUCGGACAGCACUGCAUCACCAUCGAUAGUAUUACCUUGCGAAUUAAGUUAAACCCCCUAAUAUAUAAGCAUAUCAGUUGUGCUUUGUCGUAAUCUCGAUUUGAUGUCAAAAUAGAGAUGUAUUCUCAAAUUCAUGGCGCUUCUAGUUUAAGAAUAAUGUUUGUUUUUGGUUCCUUCAUUGUUAAGUUACAUCGUUUCUUUCAUGCCCUGUGUCGUCGUAUGUCGAUUCUCACCAUUGUGCGAUGGGGUAGCAGGGAAAGAGACGCGAUUACUAUCCAUUAAACUAACCUAAAAACACUCUGCAGAUACCGUUUAGCGACACUUGUUGUGAUUUCUAUUAUUGCUGUAGCUCUUCACCCACGCAUAAGGACUUGAACUCACCGCUAUCUUAUCACAUCGUAUGUUUCUUUUUGCUCGAUUGGUUGAGUUUACUGGUAACGUUUUCGAUGAGCCGCAUGCAAGUUGGUGCAGCCAUGUCGAGGAUUUCUGUUUGUCUCCCAAUACACAGUGUGUUUGAAACCUUGAUUAGCUAAACGGACAAAUGCUGUCAGCUGCGUUUAGCAUAACGCACAAAGGAAGCGUGCCUGUGUGAGGUCCGUCCCAGGGACUAAAGUACCAAGAAAUGCAACUAUUUUAUGAUUUUCUUAAAGUUUUCUGUUUCUGUACGGCAUUUCGAAAGUACGUUUCGCCCGGUUUUUAUCGUACACGUUUCGUGAUCCACCAUUCAAAUCAGAAACCAUGUUCCUUCUCGUGCCCGUCCACCAGGCUAUAGUGUUUAAUUAUGCAAUAAUGACUGUUGAUAUCCUGGUUCAAACACACUCUCCAUGCUUCGGACAAUAGUUUGAUAAGUAUAUUUGUGCAAUUUGAAAGUAUUCACAUUUCCCGCUAUGAAUAAGCUCAAUGACCUAAGAACCGGCGACAGGUUUCGAUUGAGCUUUCCUGCAAUGCACGGUGUGUGCUAAUAAUUAUGUGGUAAGGCGUACCCAUAGCGCACCGCACAACAUGAUAAAGAGUUCCUUACGAGUGAGUGAAACAAAACGAAACCAGAUAUAUAAAUCUGAAAGAAGCUUAUGCAAAGUGUGAUCUCCCGGCCAUUUGUUUGACUGUACAAAGGAUGAAAUCGGUUUUUUGUAUACCUCAAAAGACAAAAGUGAAAAUAAUUCGAUAAAGACUAUUGGAAGGUUAACAUAAACUCUGCCAACCAACUGCAACAGCUUCAUUGAAAGCAUCGACCGUUGCACGUGUAGGAACACAAGCAAGGUGUUGUUUUUUAACCAGUGUUGCUUAGUUUAGGGACAUUCAAUUACAAAUGUAUACGUAGUCAGUCAGUCUCUGGAGAGUUGUGUGGUUCGUUGAUUGUUAUUGUCUUCUUGCACGACGACCACUACUAUCCGUCCACGGUCAGGAUGUGCAAUGGUAUUGGAUGAUUUGUGAGAUCUGAUUAAAGAAUACAAGAAUAAUGUUAUCCCACAUACACUUUCGAAUGUUUUUUGAGUCCACGGUUUUCGUUGUUGCGGUAGGAUAUCGGAACAACUGCAAACAUUAUUUCGCGCAACGUUAACCCGGCUCUGAUGAGAGAUCUAAAUUAUUCUCCUGAUGUUUAAUCCCCCUCCCCCCCACAAAAACAAGAACAAUUUCAAUAGUUGCCAUGUUUAAUGAAUUAAACGUAAUCUACCUAUCAUAUGCUUUUCCUUUUCUGUUUCCGACAUCUUCGCUACCUUUAACUCUAUCGGUCUAUCUAUAUUUAUUACAAAAUGGCACAAUGAUUAGUAAUAGUCCCAUUCAGUGUCUUACAUCUUACUUCCCAACAAAACCCUUUUUGCGAUAUGUGUGUGUGUAUGUGUACUCUCCAGGGCAAUCGUCCCUAUUCUUCCGAGUACCGAAUUUUCCUUUCUAAUUAUUAUAUGCGAAUAACACAAGCCUUCCCCCGUGUGUCACAUGC
Messenger RNA from Anopheles moucheti, 5074 nucleotides. Its product is annotated as probable ATP-dependent RNA helicase DDX17. Gene Ontology annotation, molecular function: ATP binding; RNA binding; RNA helicase activity. The transcript is spliced from 2 exons. The record is from RefSeq and is a predicted model, not a curated record. Lineage: Eukaryota; Metazoa; Arthropoda; Insecta; Diptera; Culicidae. Gene Ontology annotation, cellular component: nucleus; cytoplasm; ribonucleoprotein complex. Bases 102 to 1439 code for a protein of 445 amino acids.